AAGACCGACGAGAGAAGAAAGGACUGGAUGUAUUACGGGGAAUUUGCAGAGAUUCAUGCAUGUAAAUUAGACUUAACACCUGACUUUUUCCACGUACAAAGCGCUUACAGAUCGGAACCACACGAAUGACAUCAAUUGCGCGUUGUAACUUUUUCAACUGGCUCUGAUCUUUGGAAAGCUGGACAGUUGAUUUUUAUUGAGAUUCGGACGGACUGCACCAUGCCCAGACGGGUAGUACAAGAAGUAACAGUCCAAGAUGUUCAGAAGAGGAGAAAUCCCAAUAAACACUAUGUUUACAUCAUCAAGGUCUCCUGGUCCGAUGGAUCUACAGAAGUCAUAUUCCGACGCUACAGCAAGUUCUUCGACCUCCAGAUGGAGCUUCUGGAUAAGUUCCCGGUUGAAGGAGGACAAAAGGACCCUAAGCGUAGAAUCAUCCCCUUUCUGCCAGGGAAGAUCCUGUUCAGGAGAAGUCACAUCAGGGAUGUGGCCAUGAAACGCCUGAGGCCCAUUAACGAGUACUGCAGGGCUCUGAUCCAGCUGCCCGUCUACAUCUCGCAGUGUGAGGAAGUCCGCGUGUUCUUCGAGACUCGACCUGAAGACCUCACCCACCCAAAGAGUGAUGAGCCUAUUGGAAAGAAGAAGUCAGGGUUUUUGGAGCGAGCGUCUUCUUUCCUAAAGAGAGGAGAGUCCAGCUCAGCCGACCCGUUGCUUCUGGAUCAGUAUGUGGCUGUCACCAGCUACGAGAAGCAGGAGAGCUCCGAGGUCAGCCUGCUUGUGGGACAGGUGGUGGAGGUCAUCGAGAAGAACGAGACGGGCUGGUGGUUUGUCAGCUCGGACGAUGCCCAGGGAUGGGUCCCGGCGACCUGCCUGGAGGCCCAGGAUGACCCUGACGACUUCUCCCUCCCAGCCGAGGAAGUACCGCGGAGGUACUGGUCGCUGCCGAGGCACGUGGGCCGUCGGAGGACUUUAGGGGAUCUGUUCGGCACGGGUUUCGGGCCAGAGGAGAAGUACACGGUGAUCUACCCCUACACGGCCCGGGACAAAGACGAGAUUAACCUGGUGAAGGGCGUGACCGUGGAGGUCAUCCAGAGGAACCUGGAGGGCUGGUGGAAGAUCCGGUACCAGGGGCAGGAGGGCUGGGCCCCGGCGUCCUACCUGAAGAAGACGGACAUCCUGGCCCAGAAGAUGGCCGCCGGCGCGGCGGCCCACGCCAGCGCUAACGACCUGGACGUCUCCAAGCAGGGGGGCAAGGAGAGCCGCGACGGCCCCAAAGACCUGCGCUUCACGCCCUUCCCCGAAAACAAGCGCAAAGCUGGUCAGAGACAAAGACCCCCGCCAAGGCGUGAUCUCACCAUUCCGCGCGGAGUGAACCUGCCCAAGCCCCCCGUCCCGCCCCAGGUGGAGGAGGAGUACUACACUAUCGCGGACUUCCAGACCACCAUCCCCGACGGCAUCAGCUUCCAGGCAGGAGUGAAAGUGGAGGUGAUUGAGAAGAACUCCAGCGGAUGGUGGUACAUCCAGAUCGAGGAGCGGGAAGGCUGGGCUCCCGUCACGUUCAUAGACAAGUACAAGAAGACCAGCAACGCGUCGCGGCCCAACUUCCUGGCCCCGCUCCCGAACGAGAUGGCCCAGCUGAAGCUGGAGGACGGGGCCUCCAACGGCUCGGCACAGGACGACAGUUGGUCCAAGCCGCUGCCCGACGAGCCCUCGGCCAGCAGCGAUUCGGCCGCCCGGCCCAAGCUGAGGGACUGGAAGUCCGGCGGCCCCAAGAGCGGUCCUUCCGCUCCCGCCCCCUUCUCUGGACCCCUGCCUCCCGCCCCCGCCCUGCCCCCGGCAGAGGAAAAGCCCGCCCUCCCCCCUCGCCGAGAGUCCAUCAACAAGAGCCUGGAGUCCGAGGCCCUGGAGAAACCCAAGAUGGACCUGCCCAAAGCCCUCCCCCCGAAGCCCCCCGCUCCCGGGGUCAUCGUGCCCCUGGUGCCCCCGAAAGCGGCGCCCUUCAAACCGGAGAAACCGCCGGAGCCCAAGAGGGAGGACAAGAACAAGCCGCUUCACCUGAAGAACGAGAUGGGCCUCGAGUGCGGCCACAAGAUCUCCGCCAAGGAGGUGAAGAAGUUCAACCUGAAGCCUGUGGCCAAGCCGCCCAAGCCCAAACCCGAGCCCCCGGAGGAGAAGCCCGAGGUGCCCGCCCCGUUCGCCAAGCCCAAACCCGUGCUCCGGCCCAAACCGCCUCCCGUAUCCCGGCAAGACACCCCGCCGGAAAACAAGCUGGACAUAACCAACCUGAGGAGCAAGCUGCGGCCCCCCAGGCCGGCUGAGAUGGGCUCAGGGGCCGAGGCCAACCAGCAGGACGGUGCGUCACCCGACAGUGCCCUCAGCGAGAGAGGGGGCGAGGAGCCCAAGUGUCCCCCGAAACAGCAAAACGGCCAUGACCUGCCGGACUUGCCCAAACCCCCGGUGCCUGCCCACAAAGAACUGCCACAGAGGCCCACCGUCGCCCCCAGGAGACCUCCACCUCCCAAAAAGACCAACGAACCUGCCAGCCCCACCGAAACCAAAGCCCCCCCGAAAGACUUUCCGCCCGAGCCCAAACCGGCGGCCCCACAGGGCAGACCCCCUCCUCCCAAACCCAAAGCGUUCGUGUUGCCACCCCCCAAAGACAAAGACAAAGACAAGGAGGACCCCAAGCCCCGACUGCCCCUCCCGCCAAAGCCCUUCAGCAAGAGCGAGAAACCCGAGCCGCCCAAAGAGAAACUCCCUCCCCUCAUCAAGGACGCGGCCAAGGACGAGCUGUACCUGGCGCUGGCCGACUUCGACGGCGACGACCAGACCUCAGGGUUCAAGGAGGGGACAGUGUUCGAGGUUCUGGAGAAGAAUUUGAAUGGCUGGUGGUUCUGUAAAAACGUCAGUGGCGGGCCUAUGAAAGAGGGCUGGAUCCCUUCCAAUUAUCUAACCAAGAAACCCUAGUUACUGGCCUCUGGGUUUAAUUUGUUUUACGAUAUAUUUAAUUAGCUUUUUUUAUUUAUAGGUGGUACAUUGAUAGUAGCCUUUUAAUACAUUCCAUUAAUUUCAAGCUCAAGUUGGGAAGGGACAGCCCUUUGAGCAGGUAUUAUCAGAUCCUGUUUUCUUGAACAGUGUUAAUUAGGACUGAAGAAAGAUUGUAGUAACGAUGAUAGGGAGCAUCAUUGGAACAAAUCCAUUUCUAGAUGGUAUCAGACCUGGGUCAAUUACGUAAUUGUUUUUGAUUCAAAUACCUUUCUAUGCCUUUCUGAGCUUGCCUGGUGUAUUUGAACCUAUGAAAAAGUUCAAACCUCUGGGUUGGCUCAAUUGCACCAGGCAGGAUCAGUCGAGCACGGAAAAGUAUUUGAAUCCAAAACAAUUAUAUACCCAGGUGUGGAUCAUAUCAUACACCUUGUGUGCCAUAUUCUACACAGGUUUAUAAUGUUGUUUUAUAGUUGUAUUACAGCAGCUGCAGUAGACAAGCAAUAUAUAUGUCUUUAAUGCCUUCAUAAUAUUGUGCCUAGGUAUAUUACAGUGGUGUUCCAAGCUUAAAUAUAUGCAAGCAAGGUUUUCUUCAUCAGUGUAUGUAUCACUAUAACUGAAAUGUAAGGAGGAGGGUAUUUGUAACUUACAAUGCAAUGGAACAAGUGAAUGAGAGUAUUCUGAACUGGAGUACUUGGAUACACCAGAGAAAGCAGUUUGAUGGAAACUUUUGGUUUGGGUGGAGCUUCAGCCAAGUACUGUUAAGUGCUAAUAUUACCAUUAUUUUGUACUUUAAUCAUUGUGCUUUGUGAAUAACGUUUCUUUUCUUCUUCUUUUUUUACAAUUUGUCCAUUUUUUAAAAGCAUGUUAUUGUUACAGAGUGAUUUUGGAAAACAGCAGAUGUGCACUUUUCAACAUGGCCAGAUGUUCAGGUUCACUCUGGCCUUUUUUUUUUUUUUUUUUUUUUUUUUUCUUAGAUGUGAAGUAUGCUGUAAGUAAGCAUACGUCUGACACACACAGUCCUGAGUUUACACAUCUCAGUAUUUACAUUAACUCAGCAGAAAGCCUCUGGCUUAUGAGGGUGACUACCGUACAUUUAAAGGCAUUGUUUGAUAAUCAACAACUUCAUAUUAAGGUUUUUUCCAUAGUCUUUUUUAGUAGCUUUCUCCCCGUAGAAUUGUGGGAGGGGUUUAUCAUUACCUCAGUCUUUCAGAAGCACCAUAUUGUAAAUCUGAAUUUAAUUUCAUCCCUAAAAAUAGCGUGUGAACCCGAAAUAGUGCUCCUGAGAUUUGUGAGUGUUCUGACACAAAAAGUCUGAGUCAUUGCAUACACUGAAUCUUACAAAAGGUUCUCAAAUAUACGUUUUAGAAUUAUGUUUUGAUAUUCGCUUGACUGGUUUCAAGCUUGGUAUAGCAACGUUAAAUUGUCUUUGUUGUACUUCUGAAAGGGAGUCCUUUCUUCGUGACUUGUUUUUGCUUCGUGUCAGGACAUUUGGGACACUCCUUGUGUGAGUGGACAGUAUUGAUGAAAACCGUGAUCCGAUCGGGUCGGUGAGGUAUGGAAUGCGUCCUUACAGAUCCAGACCCAGGCAGGAGUUACUUCUGGCUCGCUGGAAUGCUGGAAUUGUGUAUGCUGGAAUUACACAUUUUUUCCACGUGCUCCUGGUUUUCUAAUUAAUUUCUUGCUUGCAUUCUUUUUGCUUGCAUUUCGAAAAACCCUGCCUUUUUAAAAAAAGGAGGAUGUUCUGCCUGUCGUAUUGACAGGUAAGAUACAGGUAGAGGUAGAUCAAGGAUUUUCAACCUCUUCUGAUCAAAUGAACCCCACACAUGCUCAAAGGUAUCCAGGGACCCCCAUCAUAUGUUAAAAAUGAUUCUAUUGUUUUUUAUAUUUUAAAAAUUUCCCCCAAAUAUAUAUUCAUGGAUAUUAUGUACCUCCCAGGACCCCCAGAGGUCUGCGGACCCCCAUUUAAAGCCCAGGUGAUGGGAACAUCCAAAGAUUGGUUGCGAGUGCGUAGGUAUUUCAGUGGUUGUCAAAUUGUGGGCAGUAGGAGGGGUUUGGCCAGCUCAUGAAAAACACAUUAAAGAAUAGCAAAUUUUUGUUUUGUAAUAGUAUAGACAUUCACAUCAGCCAAAUUAGUGCCAGUUAGUGGGCAGCUGCUUGUUGUCUGGUUACAUUUUAAUAAGGGGCAGGGUCAGAAAAAAUCUUUCCACUUCUUGGGUGGGUUAGGUGUGACUUAAGAGUUUGGGAACCACUGAUCUAUGCGAAAUAAUAAGUCAUAGGAGUUAUGAUCCCUGUGUAUAUGAGACAAUCUGUAGGACUUAGUUCAGUCUCACUGCUUCGGCACUUUGUUGCAUUCCAGUUCCAUUCCAUUUCAUGAAUUUGUACCACAGAGCUGCAACAUGGAGUCUUGUGCACGGUCACACUGGAUGCGUUUUAGCGGUUCGAUCGAUUGCCGCAUGUGGAAUAUGUAGUGUUUGAAUAAAACGCAGUGUUUAGAAGCUCCAGUCGUGCGAGUAGCCUGUGUUUAGGAAUAAAGAGGAAGUAGCUCAGAGAUCCACUACAGUGAAAGGUAAUGCGAUCCCUCAUAACAAUGUCCUUUUGCGUUCUGCAAAACCAUUUCUCUCAGUAUAUGCAAUAUGAGCAGAUUGCCAUUGGAUGGCAGGCUCUAAAAGACUGUGUGCUGGUCAUUCAACCUUCCUGACAGAUAAGCCAUCACAGUACUGUAAUCUGCUUUUGUUCCCACUUGUUUUGGUGACACUCAGAACAGUUCACACUUCAGACUCGUUCCUUCCUGUAUCGUUUCUUUUAUAUGAAGUUAAUAAACAUUUCAAAUAG
Conger conger (European conger) is the source of this 5814-nucleotide messenger RNA. RefSeq names its product SH3 and PX domains 2B (gene sh3pxd2b). Gene Ontology annotation, molecular function: protein binding; phosphatidylinositol binding; superoxide-generating NADPH oxidase activator activity. The record is from RefSeq and is a predicted model, not a curated record. The transcript has 15 exons. Gene Ontology annotation, biological process: superoxide anion generation. Bases 220 to 2964 code for a protein of 914 amino acids. Lineage: Eukaryota; Metazoa; Chordata; Actinopteri; Anguilliformes; Congridae.